AUGGCCAACACUGUCCUUCUGCUCACCUUGUCUCCUCUCUCCCUCCUCCCCUCUUCCCCACCUCCCCUCCUCACCCCACCUCCACAGGUGCAAGCGGGCUGUGAGCUGCUGAGGGUGCGGUGGGAACGCAAGAGAGCACACACACGGCAGAGGGCAGUUGCGACGAUGGAGAGGCUGAUCCAGUCAGUCUCACAUCAGGAGAAGAGAAUCCGCCAGCAGCAAUCGCAAGCAGCCUCGGGAUCAUCAGGAGGCGCUGUGGCGGCUGCGUUCCCGGAGGAGGAAGCGAGAGAAGCAGCAGAGAGGAUGAAAUACUGCUUCGCUGUUUGGGAGUAUGGAGAGCUGCUGGUGGCGAGCGGGUGUGUGGGUGAGGCCAUGCGUGUGUUUGAGACCAAUGAGCUGUGGGACCAUCUCAUCGACUGCUACAGCCUCCUGGGCAAGCGGGCAGCAGCUGCUGCUCUGGUGACAGCGAGGCUGAAGGAGCAGCAGAAGGAAGUUUGGCGCCUAUCGUGCUUCCUGGGGCCCAUCUUGCUUCCUUCCGUGUCUACUCCCCCCAUUCCUUCCCCCCUCCACUCCCCUUAUUCCAGCCUCCUGGGCAAGAGAGCAGCAGCAGCAGCGCUGGUGACAACGAGGCUGAAGGAGCAGAAGGAGGAUCCGCGCCUGUGGUGCUGCCUGGGGGAUUUGACGGAGGAGAAGGAAUGUUACGAGAAGGCUUGGGAGUUCUCCCGGCACAGAUACGCGCGUGCUCAGCGAGCACUAGCGCGCAUGGCAAUGAACACAAAGGACUUCAAAGCAGCCAUGGCUCAUUGGGAGGCUGCCCUGGCCAUCAGCCCACUGCAUGCAUCUGCUUGGUUCUCCCUCGGUUACUCUGCCAUUCAGGCGUGUGACGGGGACAAGGCCCUGUAUGCGCUCACGCGUUCAGUGCAGAUCGAUCCAGACAACGGGGAGGCGUGGAACAACCUGGCUGUGCUGAGAACUACUGUGAUUCACUCCUCAUCACUCCUGCUUCCCCAUCGCUCCUCCCCAUCGUUCCUCCCCACCACUCCGCCCCAUCACUCCAACCCCUUCACACAGCUUCACCCCCGUCCCCCUCCCCCGCCUCCCACUCUCCUUUCCACAGGGGAGAGGACUGGCACCUGCUGUCAGAGCAGCAUCACGAGUGCUCGAGCUCACCCAUUGCAAGCGGGUCGACACGGGUGCUGCUUUCUUCCCUAUAUCUCCCCCUACUAUCUCCACCUUCCCCCACUCUUCCCCCUCGCCUUCCUCUCCCCGCUCUCUCUCCCCCCGAAGGCGGCGGUGAGGGCAGCAUCACGAGUGCUGGAGCUGACUCAAGGCAAGCGGGUCGACACAACCGUGCUAGAGGGGCUGAUAGGGGUGGUGGAGAGGAAUAGGAGAGGCGGGAAAGGGGAGGAGGAGGAGAAGACCGGUGAUGGCGAGGGAGGGAGAAGGGGAGAGGAGGGUGGAGUUGAGGGUGGUGGGGAGGGGUUGGAGGGGAGAGAUGGGGAUGGUGGUGAGAUUGAUGAUUUGAUGAUGAGUUUACAGCCGUUGGAUCUGGGCAAGGUGGGAGGGAGGGAGGAGGCGGUGGGAGGGGAAGGUGGAGGAGAGGGUGGAGGGGAGGGGAAUGGUGUGCCAGAAACAAAUUGUGCUUAUAAGGAGGAUGGUGGGACGCAAGCAGGGAGUGGUGGUCCCAUGAACGAAAGGGAAGCUGCCAGGCUUGAAACGGAGCUGAGGAAGCUUCUGGGAAAGGCAGUGGCAUCAGGAGCAGGCGUGCCGGAAAUUUACCGCCUGCAAGGAACCUUCCUGGAAGCCGUGGGCGAUGCUGACGUGGCAGCGGAGGCCUUCCUGCGCCUCGUGCGCUCGCUGCAGUCUGCCAGCUGGCAGCACGGCGAGCCAGACGCGUUCCGCCAGCUGGCGAGGGCGGCGCUGAGGUGGACGGCGGCGGUGGUGCGAGGGGUGGCGGGGGAAGAGGGGGUGGAGGAAGUGAAAAGGGGAGGGGUGGAGAGAGAGGGGGAGGGUGUGAGAGUGAGUGGGGGUGGCAAGAGGAGGUUGGCGUCUGUGCGCAUGCUUCUAAGCAACAUUCUGAAGCAGCAUUCAACUCUUCUCAUCUCCGCCCCAAACCCUUUCCCCCCCCUUCCCACCCGCUGCUUCCAUGCACUCCUCCACACUCCUCUUCACUCCUCCUCCCUCCUCCCCACUCCUCCCCACCGCUUCCAGCCGUUUGGAAAUCUGCACGAGGGGGUGUCAGCAUUGAUAACGGAGGCAGUGGGUAGUCUAAGCGCUGCCGUUGCUGGUGGUGCUCUGGUGGUGGGUGUGGAGGUUCCAUGCUUUAAUCCGCUCCUUUCCUCUCCUUUAAACUCCUUCCUGCCCCUCCCCACACCUCCCCACCGCUUCCAGCCGUUUGGCAAUCUGCACGGGGGAGUGUCAGCAUUGAUUACGGAGGCAGUGGGGAGUCUAAGCGCUGCCGUGGCUCCUGGUGCGCCAGUGGUGGGGGUGGAGGUGCCAUUUGGCAAUCUGCACGGAGGGGUGUCAGCGUUGGUAACGGAGGCAGUGGGCAGUCUAGGUGCUGCCGUCGCUGCUGGUGCACCGGUGGUGGGGGUGGAGGUAGCAUGCAGUCACCUCAGAGCGGCACCCAUCGGCACUCCUCUCAUUGCUGUUGGCACUCCCUUGAGAGUCGGCCGCACCGUUCAGGUGUGGGAGGUCCGCCUGUCAGCUUCAAGUGACAGCGCUCUGGCACAGGGAGAGUCAACCCUCGCUAGGGAGGCAGCAGCAACAAUACAAACUAAUCACGUGCCGUCAGCAUCACAAUCACACUCACUAGACAGCAAGGCAGGGCCGAGUCAAGAGCAGCAACAGCAGCUGUUGCCACCUGAAUGCACAACUGAGUGCUCACCUGUGGGCUUGAAGGCUGGUCGGCUGCUGGCAGUGGGGCGACUGACGUGUAUUCCCUUGGCCCAGAGCCGUGGAGGCCGGACGAACGGGGAGAAUGGGAAUGGAGGGGAGGAGAAUGGGUAUGGAGGCGGAGAGAAGAGAGGGAACUGGAUUGGAGGAGAAGCAGGGAGGAGGGAGGAAAGUGGAGCACUGGGGAACCGAAAGGAGGGAAAUGGAGAGGAGGAGGUGAAGCGGCGGAUGGGAGAGGGGACGGAUGAGUAUGAGGGCUCACGUGCUUGUUCCUGCUCCAACUUCCCUCACUUCGACUCCCCUCACUUCGACUCCCCUCGCUUUGAAUCCCCUCACUUCGACUCCCCUCGCUUCAACCGUCUGCCCAUCCAUAAGUUCAUCGGCCUUCGCUUCCUCUCUGCCUGCCCUCACCGCGUCGUGGCGGCGUUCGUCUCGUCCCCUUCAACCGCUCAGCCCUUUAACAACGUACACGGAGGAGUAUCAGCCCUAAUCACCGAGUCUCUCGGCAGUGUAGGAGCGAGUCUGGCAGCAGGGGGGUCAGUGGCGGGGGUAGAGGUGGCCACCAGCCAUCUCAGGCCGUGCCCCCUCGAUACGGCCGUUCUUGCUGUCGCUGUGCCGCUGCGAGUGGGGCGCACUGUCCAGGUGUGGGAGGUGCGCUUGUCUGUUCAGAAGCAAGAGAAGCAGAGGCGAGACGAGCUUCAAGAUGUGGGAGACGCGUCUGGAGGGACGGCUUCUUUGGCUUCUCCCAGAGCAGGGCUGCUGCUGGCAGUGGGACGGCUGACAGCGGUGGUGCUGGGGAAAGGGAAUGCUGGGGAGAGGAGCAAGGCGAGGCUGUGA
Closterium sp. Naga37s-1 is the source of this 3732-nucleotide messenger RNA. Lineage: Eukaryota; Viridiplantae; Streptophyta; Zygnematophyceae; Desmidiales; Closteriaceae. The record is from the annotation of a GenBank genome assembly.